AUGGCAGCCGCGGCGGCGUCAGCUCUGGCUGUGCAUGCCGCCGCCACCUCUGGCGCGGGCGUGCUGCAGAAGCUGGCGCGGGUGUUCAAGGAGAAGGCGGCGCAGGACCUGGGGCGCAUCGUGAAGGGCACCAGCAAGACGCGCGAGAAGCUGGGGGUCAUUGAGGAGCUGUUCACGUACUGGAACCUGGAUGAUGCAGACGAGACGCUGGAGGAGCUGGAGGACGCCCUGAUUAUGUCCGACUUUGGGCCGCGCACCGCCUUCAAGAUCGUGGAUGGCAUCCGCGACAAGGUACUGGCGGGGCAGCUGAAAACGGGGGACCAGAUCCGAGCGGAGCUGAAGCAGUCGAUUGCCGCACUGCUGGCGGAGCGCGGCGGCAGCGCCGAGCUGGCGCUGCCCGACAGCAAGCCCGCGGUGCUGCUGAUCGUGGGCGUCAACGGCGGAGGCAAGACCACCACCAUCGGCAAGCUGGCGCACCGGUUUGGGGCGGAGGGCGGGGCCAAGGUGGUGCUGGGCGCGGGCGACACCUUCCGCGCCGCCGCGGCGGAGCAGCUGGAGGAGUGGGCGCGGCGGGCGGGGGCCGACAUUGUCCGUGCCGACAGCGACAAGGCGCGGCCAGACACGGUGCUGUACCAGGCGGUGGAUGCGGCGGUGAGGGGGGGCGCUGACCUGGUGCUGUGCGACACCUCGGGCCGCCUGCACACCAACUGGAGCCUGAUGGACGAGCUGGCCAAGUGCAAGCGCAGCAUCGCAAAGCGCCUGGACGGCGCGCCGCACGAGGUGCUGUUGGUGCUGGACGGCACCACGGGCCUCAACAUGCUCAACCAGGCCAAGGAGUUUAAUGAGACGGUGCAACUGACCGGAAUCAUCCUCACAAAGUUGGACGGCACGGCGCGUGGCGGCGCAGUGGUCAGCGUUGUGGACGAGCUGGGUGUGCCAGUUAAGUUUGUGGGAGUGGGGGAGGGCGUCCAGGACUUGCAGCCUUUCCAGCCCGCGACUUUUGUCGAUGCGCUUUUCCCGGAGGACGGUGGCAAAGCGGCAGAGGAGGCAGAUGUGCCGACGCAGUAG
Molecule: messenger RNA, 1068 nt
Organism: Chlorella variabilis
Lineage: Eukaryota; Viridiplantae; Chlorophyta; Trebouxiophyceae; Chlorellales; Chlorellaceae
Exons: 6
Coding region: 1-1068 (355 amino acids)
Biological process (GO): SRP-dependent cotranslational protein targeting to membrane
Cellular component (GO): membrane
Molecular function (GO): GTPase activity; signal recognition particle binding; GTP binding
Source: RefSeq, a predicted model, not a curated record